CAGGAACUCGUCGUUCAAGAGCUCCAUGGGUGUGCAUCACUUUUCCAGAAGCAGAUUACCUCAUAGUCAAUCAAGCUUAGGAAACCUUAGCUGCCACUACACAGGUCAUUACAAAAAUCCGUCGGCGCAUCGACGUACAACUCUCCCCACUACGGGGAAAAGGUUUUAUCCGGUUUUUUAAAAGGCGACCUCUGGCGUAGUACCGUCCCCGCAGAGGAACGACCUUGGAUUGGCGAAAAUGACACAGUGCGCGCCGUAGUUUGCGAAGCGAAGCUUCGGUAAGACCCGCCAUUAGACAUCGUGACUAAACGUGACAUCUAGCCUAGGCCCGACCACUCUUUGCCUAAGCCAAAACGCCCCCCUGCACCAAAAACUCCGACGAGGAGGGCGCGGAUAGCGAGGAGAGGGGAACGGAUGGCGAGGAGAGGGGGAAGGGAUGGCGAGGAGAGGGGGAAGGGAAGGCGAGAGGGGGAACGGAUGGCAAGGAGAGGGGGAACGGAGUCUCGUGAGGAUGACCCGAGUGGAUGAGGGGUAAUCGAGCGCGAGGAGAGGAGAGGGUGUGGAACGGAUGGGAGGCCCGGGAGUUGGAUGCGAGGACUUUUGCUCUACCUCUCUCUCCUCUCCCAUCCUUUCCUCCAUCCUCCCUCCCCUCUCUCUCUUCCCUGUCAAGCCUUUCCCCUACCCUCUACCCUUUGCCAUGUCAUGUCACCUUCGCUCCCAUGCCCUCGCCAGUUUUGUCAUCCGUAUUUCCUGUCUCUCAACCACUUUUCCCUUCCUCCCCCUGUCAUCACGUCUCUCUCCCCUGCUGACUCCCCUCCCCUCCCGCCGCCAAACCUCCAUACACCCCUGAACCUGCACACCACUCCCCUUAUCCACGCCUCGCUUCUCCACCCCGCCCCGCGCCUGUGUGUCUCCCUUUUGGACUUGACUCAACAGCUGUCCCCCUCCCCUGCUGCAAUCAUGACACCUGGCAUUCAUCCCGCCCCUGCUGUGGCAACAGCUGCAGUGCUUGCAAACAGCAUUUCAGAAGCAGAGAAGGGCAUUCUCGGGCGGGACCAAGGGCCGAAAAAUGCAGAGGUGGGGGAUCAGAGUGGGAGGGGGGGAAGGGGACGGGGGGGCACGCAUGGGGAAGCAAGUAUCUGGAGCGGCCAGAGUGUGCAAGCCGGAGGUGGUGUGACAGGCAUGGAGACACACAUGGUUGGUUUGGCAAUGGCAGCUGAAGCCAAAGGCUAUGCCAGCGCCAAUGCUGCAAUAAUAUCUGCUGCCACCAGUGCUAUACUUCUGCAAUAAACCGCCACCUUGUUUCUCUCUAAGGAAGCCAGAGAGGUGCAAAAUGCAUUUUGCAUAUUAGUCCAUUGUGAUGAUGAUGUUAUUUAAUAAUGAUUUUCCUAUACA
This is a messenger RNA of Closterium sp. NIES-67, 1395 nucleotides long. The record is from the annotation of a GenBank genome assembly. NCBI's taxonomy places the organism in Eukaryota, Viridiplantae, Streptophyta, Zygnematophyceae, Desmidiales, Closteriaceae.